Pristis pectinata (smalltooth sawfish) is the source of this 2842-nucleotide messenger RNA. RefSeq names its product copine-8-like. The record is from RefSeq and is a predicted model, not a curated record. Gene Ontology annotation, molecular function: calcium-dependent phospholipid binding. Lineage: Eukaryota; Metazoa; Chordata; Chondrichthyes; Rhinopristiformes; Pristidae. Gene Ontology annotation, biological process: cellular response to calcium ion. Gene Ontology annotation, cellular component: plasma membrane.
UUCCUUGUGUUUUGUUAUGAAGUGACAUCACUCGGGCACACGCUAACCCGAGCCGAGCCGAGCAGUGGAGCCGCUCAGUGCUUCAGGGCUCGGCUGGGAGACGCCGUGCGAGGCUUCAGUAACAAUGGCGUCCAUCGGAGACUUCGAUCCUCUCCACGCCAACAUACCGGCCACUAAAGUGGAGAUCACCAUCUCCUGCAGGAAUCUUUUGGAUCGAGACACAUUUUCUAAGUCAGACCCACUUUGUGUUUUGUACCUACAAGGUGUUGGGAACAAAGAAUGGAGAGAGUAUGGAAGAACAGAAGCUAUUGAUAAUACUUUGAAUCCAGACUUUGUGAGAAAAUUCCUUCUAGAUUACUUCUUUGAAGAGCGCCAGAAUCUUCGAUUUGAUUUGUAUGACGUUGAUUCAAAGAGUUCAAACUUAUCUGAACAUGACUUUCUGGGUCAAGCAUUCUGCACGCUGGGAGAGAUUGUGGGUUCACAGGGAAGCAGGCUGGAAAAACCUCUUGUAGGAAUUCCUGGAAAGAAAUGCGGAGCAAUUAUUCUAACAGCAGAAGAAUUGAACAAUUGCCAUGAGGUUGUGCUGAUGCAGUUUUGUGCCAACAAAUUAGAUAAAAAAGAUUUCUUUGGAAAGUCAGACCCAUUCCUUGUAUUUUUUAGAAGCAAUGAGGAUGGAACAUUUACCAUUUGUCACAAGACAGAAGUUGUAAAGAACACAUUGAACCCAGUGUGGCAAGCCUUCACAAUCCCCGUGCGUGCUCUCUGCAAUGGUGACUUUGACAGAACUAUCAAAGUGGAAGUAUACGACUGGGACAGAGAUGGAAGCCAUGACUUUAUUGGGGAAUUCACCACAAAUUACAGAGAGCUUUCCAGGGGACAGUCACAGUUCAAUGUGUAUGAGGUGCUAAAUCCAAAGAAGAAAGCAAAAAAGAAAAAAUACAUAAAUUCUGGAACAGUUACGUUGCUUUCCUUUGUAGUUGAAACUGAGAGCACUUUCCUUGAUUACAUCAGAGGAGGGACACAAAUCAAUUUCACAGUGGCCAUUGAUUUUACUGCAUCCAAUGGCCAUCCUGCUCAACCAACCUCUCUACAUUACAUGAAUCCUUCACUUAACACUUACGCCAUGGCUUUGAAAGCAGUAGGAGAAAUUAUUCAGGACUAUGACAGUGACAAGAUGUUCCCAGCAUUAGGAUUUGGUGCCAAGUUGCCUCCAGAUGGAAGAAUUUCACAUGAAUUUGCUUUGAACGGAAACCCUCAUAACCCUUAUUGCCAAGGGAUUGAAGGGGUGAUGGAAGCUUACUAUCAGAGCCUAAAGUCAGUGCAGCUAUAUGGACCAACCAACUUUGCUCCUGUAAUUAAUCAUGUAGCAAGGUAUGCUGCCUCUGUUAAGGAUGGUUCACAAUAUUUUGUCCUCCUCAUUAUAACUGAUGGAGUCAUCUCAGAUAUGGCACAGACAAAAGAAUCCAUUGUUAAUGCCGCUUGUUUUCCGAUGUCGAUAAUUAUUGUCGGAGUUGGGCCUGCAGAAUUUGAUGCAAUGGAGGAAUUGGAUGGUGACGAGGUUAGGAUAUCAUCAAGAGGAAGAUAUGCUGAGAGAGAUAUUGUUCAGUUUGUGCCUUUUCGGGACUACGUUGACAGAACUGGAAACCACGUUCUGAGUAUGGCUCGACUUGCAAAGGAUGUUUUAGCUGAGAUUCCAGAACAGUUUCUUUCUUAUAUGAAAUCAAGAGGAAUUAAACCUUCCCCUGCUCCACCCCCAUACACUCCCCCAGGUUACCCUUUGCAGACACAGCUUUAACAGAGUCAUCCCAUCAUUCCCAAUUAUUAUUGCUGACCUGAACUGAUUGCACUGAAUGUGUCAGCUGUAUUUUUAUCAGGUUGCACUACAAAGACUUAUGGAUGUUGUCAGCAUUCUACUUAGAAAGCAUCAAAGAAUUUCUACUGGGUUUCAGAUUGCAUGGUGCCAAGAACAUGAGGCAAUUCAUAGAGAGAGGCUGCAUGAAAAGAACUGAAGUUUUCGGGAUGGGAGUUGGGGGUGGAGGUAGAUCCUUAUCCUCUUAUCUGAAUUACUCCCUUUGGAAUAGAAACCUUUUUUUAAAAAAAGUAAUGAUAAUAGGGAAUGAUAAAAGUUUGCAGCUUAAAUGGAAUUGAAGUCCUUAACUGUUGUAAAUAAUUGAGAAUGUGCAGUUCUUUUUCUUUUAAUGUUUACAUGUAGAUUCUUUUUAUAAUUAAAUCCUUUUUAUAAGCUCAUACUUCCUAUAAACAGUUUUAAAUAUUGAAAUUGUUGCGAUCUGUUAGUUUGAUACACCUCCAUCUGUUGCUGACAGACUCAGAUAAAGAUGCCUGCUCCAGUACAUCAAGCGAUUUUCAAACAAUGGGGCACAUAAUCUGGCCAGCAGAGGCUUGCUGACAGGUUUAACUCUUCAACGAGCACUGCCUUCUGCCAAAAACAAACUAGCACUUCCAUUUGUAAAGCCUAAUUAGUGGGUGAUCCUUUCCAGUCACUCACCAUCACACUCUUUUAACAGUGCAAUUACUUCAAAAGUAGGCAUAAGUAAAAACAAAAAGCAAACUGAAAAUAAGAAUAGAUAAACUAAAAUUGGAGAUGGAAGAACUGCAGAGACGUGGCUGGAAAAUAGCAACAAUAUUGACAAUGUAAGCUUUGCAGUUUGACCUGUAGCCUCUUGUUUGAUUAGAUGAGGUAUGAGGUAGUUUUGAGAAAUGCUGCUCUGCAUUAUUGCCAACUGUGUGCAUACCUGUACCUUUUAGGUGAAUGUGCCAGAAAAGUCACUGCACAACAUGUGGUCUUGUGCUUCUGUUUAUUAAAAUGUCAAUUAAUUUGUAA